CACACCGGGGGCUCCGCUCUCGUCCUCUCGCUGCUCCUCUCUCGCUCGCCGCACUCCGCCCUUAUCAAAACAUUCCCGCACCGGGAUCGAUCCGCACGUCUCUACGUCGCAUCCUCCAGUGAUAACGAACGACCCUCAAGUGACUUUGUGACUCGAGUGCGAAUCCAUUCAGUGUUGUGAUCUAUGCCAUGUGAUUUUCAGUUACACUCGCCGAUCGAGAUCACAGGAGACAGUAUUCUAUUCGCUGAAGCGAUCACGUCGUUGUCUCAACAGUAGGCAAGCGUCGCCUGCGCCCGCGCCGCUGCCGCGCUCAUGUGCGCUGGUAUGAGAACAUGCGGCGCGUACGGUGCGGCGCGAUGGUUGCGUGAUCGGUCAUCAUGCGCCUCUUCCGCGGGCCGAAGCGCAGGGAAGUGACCGCUCCGCGUGCCGCGCCGCCGUCUCCGCGCAGAGACGCCUGCGCCGCUGCCGGGACGCAUGCGCACGCUCCUCCCGCGCACGACUUCACGCUCGUCACCGCCCUCCCCGCUAUGGUCAUGGAGGACGACGUACGGGAGAUGAAGAAGGUGUUCGCCACAUGGGGUCGCCGGAUGGGUAGAAAAUUGGACAUGCUAAAGAAGUCCGAUACGAAAGAAAUACUAGAGGAAUUACCAUCGAAUGAAAAUGCUAUUGAAGAACCCACAACCCCGAUUACAGGACAAUACAAGAAGAAAAAUCACUGGAAAAUGGGCCGCAGCAGCUCCGAAUCCACAUCACUAAAGAAAGAUAAUGAUACCGAUUCUAUUCGAAGUGGCUCUAGGGAUAGAUCUCCGAGUCCAUUCAAGUCUUUCUUCCAAAGAAUGGGCUCUACAGGAAUGUUGAAUUCUUCACUAAAAACUCAAUCUCUUAGCACUCAAAGGACAGCGGAAGCUUAUCCUGUAGCAAAUGGACCAUCGCUUUACCGCAGCUGUUCAACUUCCCAUUUAUCAACGUAUGUUAAGGCAGACGACCCGUCUGAUGACAUAGAUCUCCAGAACGCAGUUAACUCUAACAAAAAUUCACCUACUAAAAAUGAACAUUUUAUAUCGGAAGAUACAUUAGUCAACUCGUCGACUAAAGCUAUUAGUUGUGAUAACAUACCUAAUUUAGAAGGACAAUCUAAUAAUGGUAUGGGAAGUAAGAAACCAAAUUUCCCCUAUGCCUUUUUGAGAUCUAAACUCUCAGUGUUACCUGAAGAAAAUAGUAUGGCUUCACAACAGCGAGCCAGCUGUGUACGACAGAGCUUUUCGGAAAGAAUAGACCGAAAAUCACCGAAAUUUCGAAAGGAAAGGUUAUUCCUCACGAAUUCGAGAUCAGAGGAGCGAUAUCAAAGUAGUGACAGUAUAUCUGUCCAUGAAGACAAUAUGUUGCUUAAUAAUGCCUUGAGAAACGACUACGAUUUCGCAAGAAGCUCUUUGAGAAGCAUUAACGAAAUUGACGGAAACAUGUACCCGAUGCGACGCAUCGAAGACGUACCUCGUAGAUCCUCAAUGAUAUCUCAAAGGGCACCUUUAGCUUAUGAUCCGAUGCUUAUACCGAGAAAUAGAAACAGUUUACCGGUAUAUGAGUACAGUUCAGUUCUCGGCUUAUCACGAGAUCUGAAAACUGAACUCACAUCUUCUAAUCAAAGUAUACACCACGGAACAGAAACUGCAGAAGUUCUUCAAGCUCAUCGAUUAAGUAACUAUGUUAGUUCUAAUGAGUCUGGGUAUGACAGCGACGGUCGGCCUACAGAUGAACACAGUAACCAUUCGCCACCCGGAUAUGCAUGUCAUUUAUCUUCAGGCUCAGUGAGAGCUGAACCUAUCGAUAUGAAUUCCGACCACAACCAUGGAAAUUUCAUAAGGCAGUUAAGCUUUAAUCACAAGAUGAAUGUAAGCAGAGUUCACGUGCCAGCUCGAAGAAGUUCAACUCCUUGUGCGCUAUUCCCUAUUGACAAAGGACAUACUUACGAGUACGAAAAAGAUAACAGAGACAAUGCUAAUAAAUAUAAUCACGAUAAUAACAAUCCUCACAAGUUAUUAGAGCCCUGCGAUGCUAAACCACCACCGUUACCAAAGAAAACUUUAAACAAAAAGACACCUUACGUUUACAAGAAUGCUAGUUUAGAUGAACGUGUACAAACGAGAAAGCUGAGAUUUUUAAAUUCACAGCUACUUCCUGUUGAACAUUCAUCCACCCCAAACCUUGAUAACUGUUCACUGAAGUCGGAGCCAGAGUCUCAUCAAGUAUCUGAUACUGAUAUAUUUGGUAGAGGACCGUGCACGAAACGGUUUAGAAAAAUAAGACUUCUAAAGACCAGGUUAGAUGAAAGUCUCGGUGUAUACUUAGCACAACAUAGAGUGGAUUUUGAUAGUAGUGGUUCAAAUUAUGAAAUAAGAUACAUCGUCGUCAAACUUGAUUUCGAUGGAAUUGCGCAUAGAGAUGGCAGGCUAAGGAUAGGUGAUGAAAUAGUAAACGUGAACGGUAAAGUGCUUCGUGGGUUAUCUUCACUAAAAGAAGUUCAACAUAUCGUUAACUCAUGUUCGACUGAAGCUAAUCUGGAAGAAGGUGCAUUAUUUCCAAGGUAUCAAGUAGAUCUCGUGAUGGCACAUGACGAAAUUACUCCUAUAACAUUAAGCCGGAUAAUAAACAGCCAACACUGUGAACAAAAUGCGACAGCACAGUCUGCUUUAAAUAUUCCUCCAGAUAUAAUUUCACAAACUGUUCACAAACCGUCGUCGUCUAAUCAAAUAACCAUUGAAACUCAUUUUCCUAGUGAUAACCAGUAUAAUACCUACAACACAAAUAACAUCAGUGGUAAAACAUUAAAAGAAUCUUCUCAUGGAAAUUACACGGAGAAUCAAAAAUGUGAAGUGGGAAUACAAGUUAAUAACGGUCCUGUUCUCUCGAAUCAAAAAAGCGACGACGAAAAAUUACUUGAAAGACAUUGCUACACACAACCGUCAGCUUCCUUACAAAAUAUAACCAACAUAGAAAUAUCAAUGCGUUCUUCUCCUACGCCGAGAAAUGCACAAUCUAACAAUUAUAGGCCAAUAUCGAUCCACAAUUCUAGACCCCAGCCUGUUGCACAAUAUUCCGGAUGUCCUGACAAUGCCAACAAUGAAAUAAAAGAAAAUGCACCGCAUUACAUAAAACACGUGCCGAGAUUGUACCAGAACAGGUCGUAUGAGAGCAUACCUGAUCAACUGAGAAACAGCAGUCGGAGUAGAUUCUUCAGCAGGGUUGGGUCGCAGAGAUGUUCGCCGAACCAUGCUUCUCACGUAUCGAGACACCAGGAGUAUAGUGCCUCAUUGUACCACGAGGGUCAACAGGGCCACUACUCGCACAGUUUAGUACACAAAGUGGAGUUUUGGAAAGGACCAGGCCACAAGAGCUUGGGAUUUAGUAUAGUUGGAGGAACGGAUUCGCCUAAAGGACAAAUGGGAAUUUUCGUUAAGACUGUCUUUCCAAACGGUCAAGCGGCUGACAAGGGUACAAUCUUUGAAGGUGACGAGAUCUUGUCAGUUAACAAUGUGCCAACACGUGGAUUGAGCCAUGCUGGGGCCAUAUCACUUUUCAAACAAGUUAAAGAAGGAAAAAUAGAACUGACGCUUUCAAGAAGAAGAGCACCUAGGUCAAGAUCUGUAGAACCUCUGGGCAAUUUCCGCGGAGACGGUAAAAGGGAAUGAACGUGUUCCAGAACCCCAAAGAGACUAACACACUGAGUGCAAUAAUAAUAAUCAUACUUACACAUUUUGCCAAAGGCGAAACUUAUUUAGUUGGUAAUAACACUUGUACUUAUUGUAAUCACUUGUAAGGGCAGUAGUCACACUUCAUUGUUGCAACGAAUUAUUAGAAGCUUAUACCUACGUCUCACUUUAGCUGUGUAGAUAUUUAGCUAGACAUUCAAUUAUUGUAUCUAAUCUACUUUUAUGUGACGUAAUUUAAAAAGCAUGAAUGAAUAAUUAUGCAUCUAUAUUAGGUAUCUAUACAUAGACAUGUAACGUCUAUCACAUUUUUACGCUAAAUUAUUGUUAGCAUUGUAUCAUGUGGAUACUAUAAGACUGUAUGUACUGUAAUGUCUAUAAUGUCUAAUUUAAUUGUUGUAGUAUGUUUACGAUGACUAAUAUUGUUAAAUAUAUUAUGUAUUUCCAUAGGAAUGCUAGAUCUCGUUUUUGCUGUAAUAUCUAAUGCGUACCCAUGUAAAAUUACUUACUUUGUAACUUAGAUUAUCUUUUCAAACCUUACCUUCUUUUGAAAGCAAACAAUAUCAAAAUAUCUCAAAUAGACUGAUAUUUCUAACAAUCGAUUCAAGUACCUAUCACUGCCAAAGUCUUAGACAUUAAUGUGGAUAACAUAUUCACGUUCAGUUUACGUGUAAAUAACGUCCAUGAUGAAACUAUCUAGAUAUACGUGUAGGUCAGUAAAUCUCCGUUCAUCCCCAUUGAAAUCAAAGUUCAACUUGAAAUGCUUCCAUAGGUGUGAUGGUAGAGUAGGUAAUGAAAAUAAAUGUCCAACAUUAUUACAAAAUUCAGCGAAUAAGCUCCGUCCAAUAAAUUGUUGAAUCAAUCAAUUGUCCUGUUACGUACGAUUGUACUCUUUUUGCAAAUUUGGGCAUUCAAUGUCUGUCCGUGCAAAUUUUAGUUCUAACAAACAUCGGAAAUACAUGUUUCGUUAUGAAACACUAACAGUUGUAAUAUUAAAAUUCAAAAUAAUACUUAUCAGCAGUAUUCUGUUUUGUACGAACGUAAUACAUUAUAUGUUAAUAUUUGACGUUUUGUAAAUAAUUUAUCAAUAAAUAUAAAUAAAUAAAUUGCAACUCUUUCAA
Molecule: messenger RNA, 4825 nt
Organism: Pectinophora gossypiella (pink bollworm)
Lineage: Eukaryota; Metazoa; Arthropoda; Insecta; Lepidoptera; Gelechiidae
Exons: 6
Coding region: 378-3686 (1102 amino acids)
Molecular function (GO): protein binding
Source: RefSeq, a predicted model, not a curated record